Emys orbicularis (European pond turtle) is the source of this 1028-nucleotide messenger RNA. RefSeq lists its product as uncharacterized. The record is from RefSeq and is a predicted model, not a curated record. The transcript is spliced from 6 exons. Bases 165 to 953 code for a protein of 262 amino acids. Lineage: Eukaryota; Metazoa; Chordata; Testudines; Emydidae.
ACCGCUCCCUGGCAACGGCGGCCACCCCGGCCGGGCGGCGGCAGCAACGGCUGGACAGGCAGACUCGCCGCACUCAGCCAGGUAUGGUGUAAAUAACACUAAGCAUUACUUUACCUGUGGUCACUUUGCAUGCAGCUCCCAUACAAUCCAUCUUCUCUCUUGCAAUGUCGUCGUCAUCAUCCUCUUCAUCCUCACCAUCACCACCACCAAGGCGACCUGGUAGACCCACCAUAUAUUCCCCAUUAGAAAAAAAGAGGAGGAGAAAGAGUCUAGAGAGAAAAAGGGCUCAAUCAAGGAUAUGUAUAAGAGAACAGAUAGGAAGAUGGAUGUCACUUAGGGAAACACUUAAUGUCUUCUCACAUGCUGAAGUUGCCAAGUUUUUGCUGGACUUAUAUGACAAUUAUGAAAACCGAGAUGUGUGCAAGGAAUCAAAAGUGAAAAUACAGGAAGCAGAUGGAAACUCAACAUUAAAUGCAGAAGAGGAUGUGCCAGAGACCUCUUUAGCAGCAGGCACUGAAAGAUUGCUAUGUGAAGAUUUAGAGGAUGAAUCUACAGACAGUUCAGGGGAAGAGUGUACUAUUGAUAAUGAAUAUGACCUUUCUAAAAGUUUUUCUUCAGUUAAACACUUGAAAAAUGUGUCUAUAGCAGAGGAUAUAUUGGGUAUAACAGAUGAAUGUGAUGAUGGGUCACAAGGUGACUUUAUAGAAACCUUUGAGGAGACAACUCGUGAUAUGACUUUGGAUGACACCCAGGAUAUUUCUCAUGAAAAAAUUCACAUUGUUUAUGAACGAUCCCUUCUUCAACUAGCCAAAAAAAUUGUUAUACCAAAAUGUAUGUUUUGUGCUGGUGAAGUUGAUAUUUCUGUACAGCCUGUUUCCUCCUGUGUGCAUUUGAUAUGGGUGAGUAAUAUACCUUGUAAAUGUCUCUCUCUCUCUCUCUCUCUCUCUCGCUAACUAAUUCUCAAUAUGUUAAUAGUAGUUUAAUUUUCUAUGGUCCUGAUCCUGCAAUCAGAUCAACAUGUGCAGAGC